Molecule: messenger RNA, 2646 nt
Organism: Agrilus planipennis (emerald ash borer)
Lineage: Eukaryota; Metazoa; Arthropoda; Insecta; Coleoptera; Buprestidae
Exons: 5
Coding region: 397-1026 (209 amino acids)
Source: RefSeq, a predicted model, not a curated record
UGGAAUUUGUUUGACACUGUUCAAUGUUUGCGAUAAAAAUAUCGCGAUUUUAAAAGAAUUUAUCGGUAACGAAUACAUCGAACUAAUAAAUACGAUUGCUUAGGGAUGUGGUUUGUUGUAUAUCAGUGAAAUUCCGUUUGACAUGUUAUUUUUGUGUUAUAAUCGCUGAAACAAUUCUAGUUGCCCAAAAUAGACCUAAACAUCACCUGUGUUUAUCAAAGGUCGAUAUAAACAAGAACUACAAAAAUGGAAAAGGAAGACAGUAAAUAGGUAUUCUGAUGGUUAUUUCAAAAAUUUACAGUUUAGAUUCCUCAAAACAUUCCACGUCGCAUUUCCUACCGUAUUUGUAGAGGUUUUGCUCAAUUUUCCGACCCUCCAGGGGAUGAAAUCGAUCAAAUGCAAAAACCGAACGGACAGCUGGUACUCACCUCCACCACGUCCACAGCGGAUGGCUCCUCUUUAUCCACCGAACCUAAUAGCAAUGUGAUCCUUCUGAGGAGUUCUAAGCUUCUCGACCAUAGUCACAUCCUUCUAAGGACUGACAACGUUAGCUUCGAAAAGACCGAUAUAGUCUUGGAAAACAACAGUGCGGGCGAGAGUAAAGUUAGUCAGUUAAUCGUAAAUCAACGAGAUCUUGCUAAAGGGGUCGUGUUUCAUUCGAUCAAAAGGCUCGGCAACGGUGCCCCAUUUUUAUUACUUAGCGGUGAUGAUAGUGCUAGUGGACAUAUACUGAUACAGACCAGUGAGGAGCCUGUGAAAAGUGGCAAAGUUGUGAAAAUUGAAGCGUCGGACGAGAUCACGGUAGAGAAAGCACAUGAUGAAGUUGAACUGGUUGGACGAAAUCUUCCUAUUGGAUCAGGUAAGAUUCACAUUCGGUUAGUCAUAAUGAGGAUGCUCUUUAGUUCAUCUAUAACAGGUAAACCUUGUUCUUUAUUUCGCAAAGACGAAUCAAUUCUAAAUAAAAAAUCUGUAUAUUAUUACAAUGGCACAGAAAUGGUUUGUAUACUCAACCAUUUCAUUAGUUAAACAGUCUACCAUAAAAGUAGAAUGCGUCUGUAGAUGGAGGUGAAGAACUAUAUUAGUCUGCUAAUUUUAAUAAGUGCUUUUGGAGUCGUCAUAAUUUAGGAUGAUAAUUAUCAAGUAGUAGUUGUUCUUAAUAGGUGAAAAAUCACUGAACCUCCCGAAGAAAAUUACUAGAUUAAAACCAUAGACAUAGAGAAUGGACUGCGCAUUCCUUAUAAAGUAAAUACAGCCAAAAACGUGUGAGUGUUUGCGUACCGUGGAGGAGAUGAAAUUGAAUGCUCACUUACCUCCUUGCCAGGCAACACAUGGUUACGGAGGAUAUUCAAACGGACUGUAUGGACUAUGGAGUAAUAAUUUUCCUGGGCUUCUAAUACUACAGGCAGUUACUAAAGGUACUAUGACGUACUAUGUUCGUCACUCUGUAUGGUCAGUAUGCAAAAUGUAGGAGUCUUAACAUAAUCAGCUCGCACGUUUCGAACCAGGAUGGUGAAUGCGCUUUUGACUGGGACUCCCCGCAAGGCGCGAAAUGCACCGUAAUGUCUAUUGUUUUAAGGUGAUUUUAUGGGAAAAGCUGGGAAUGUUAAGGACAAGAAACAAAUGCAAGGAGAAAAGAAAUUGAGCCAAAUAAAAUCCCCUCGCGUUAAUUAAAUUAAAAGAAGGAAAAUAAUAUAAAAUAUCAAGAUUGAACAGUGAGAAAAAAGAAAGCAUUUUCAAAACAAUUUAUUUUUCUUUGCUUUUUAAUUUUACAAAUUUCCUGUUAAUAAUAAAUUACCUGCCAUUUGAACAAGAUAAUGUUAUUUGGGUUUUUCAUUCCCAAUAACGUAAUAAAUCCAUUCUACUUGGAUUCCAUCUAGCAACGUUCUUCGGGUGGCUUGGUGACUAUGCAUUUUUUUGAAGGAAGGUACAACGCCAUGAACGUACAUAGGUAGGGGCAAGGGCAAAGCUCAUUGCUUCAUCUGGAAAAGGCUUUGAAUACGCCGGAAGGUAGUAGCCUCCUUUCGGGAAUCGUGCGAAUGGGUGGGUGAUGGUUCAAGUGGGAAUGAUGAGAUGGACGAAAUGAAGACAGAAGAGAAUGAAAGACUAUCUAUGGAACAUUACUGUCCCAACAUUUACCUAAAGCAGACAGUCCCGGAAUGGAACCAGCGUCCUCCCGAAUGCUAAGCGAUGGUCUAUACCUCUAGACCAGGGAUGAGCAACACGCAUUUGCGGCCCGUUAAAUAUGUUUAUGCAGCCCGCCAAGCAUUUCUGAAAUUGAAUUUAUUUUAUCGACUUUUAAUCGAAAAUGUUUACCUCACCAUUUAAUAUCGAUGUGGAUACAGUUCUCGAAGACUUUCAAAUGGAAGUGAUUGACAUUGAGAAUGAUACCGAUUUAAAAAAUGUAUUUUUCUAAGCAAACAUCAAAUUUUUUAUAAAUCGUAUGUGAGCCCUGAGAAAUUUCUGCUUUUGACGAAAAAUGCAAAGCAAAUGAUGUCUCUGUUCGGAAGUACUUACGUUUGCAAACAAUUAUUUUCAACCAUAAAAUUAAUCAAAAUGACCACCGAUGAAGACUGAGUGAUGCACAAUUCGAAGGCUGCGUACGUGUAGGUACAUCAUCAAUUCCGGUUGAUAUUGAUCAGCUUGUAU